AUGAAGAGCAACGUCGUGAUCGUGGGCGGCGGACACGCCGGUGCACACCUCGCAAGAUCGCUCUCUGGAACACUCGAUCCGUCCAGAUACAACCUCAUUUUGGUCAACGAACGCCCGUUCGCGAUCCACCUCCUCGCAGGCGCCCGUAUGACGGUCACCACCGAAGGCAACAUCGACAGCCUCGCCCUCAUCCCGUACGACAAACUGUUCAUCAACGGCAACGGACGACUCGUCGUGGACCGGGUCACUGCGAUUGAGGAGACGGCGCCGGGACAGGGCAGGGUGCUCGUGCUGCAAAGUGGUGAGAGGCUGCCGUACGCCGUCGUCGUCUUGGCGUGUGGGUUCUCGUGGUCAGGGCCGCUGGACUUCCCGUACAGCCACGAGGACAUGCGCGCGCACCUUGCCAACUGGCGCAAACGAUAUGCACGAGCACAGCAUGUCGUCUUGAUUGGCGGAGGGGCUGUCGGCAUCGAAACUGCAGGAGAGCUCAGAGACAUGUAUCCUGAUAAGAAGAUCACCAUCGUCCAAGCGGACACGAUGCUUCUCAACGCGACCUACCCAGAGAAGUACCGCCGAGAAGUCGAACGCCGCGUGCGGGCGCGCAACAUCGAUUGCGUCUUCUCCGAGCUCACGGACUACGUCCCCGAGUACGCCGGCAUCGGGCUCACAACGCGCAGCGGCAUGGCGUUACCCACCGCAGACCUCAUCGUGCCGACGUUCGGCCCGCGUCCAAAUACUGCAUGGAUCGCGUCGCUCGGCGCGGACGUCCUCGACGAGCGCGGCCUCGUGAGGAUCGAGCCGACCUUUGAGGUUGUGGGUCACCCUGGUGUGUUCGCGAUCGGCGACAUCACGGACUGUAAUGAGCAGAAGCAGGCGCAGAAGUACCCCGCGCACGUCGCGGUGGCCGUGCCGAACAUCAUGAGCUACUUGGAGGGCCGGCCGCUGACAAAGACGUACAAGGGGAGCAUGGAGAUCAUACUCAUUCCCAUAGGCAAGAAUCGUGGCGUCGCUUAUUACGACCUUCUGUGGGGCGUGAUAGUGGGAGAUUGGUUUGUACGAUGGUUAAAGGGCAAGGAUCUAUUCGUGAAGAAGACAAGACGAGCAAGAGGCCUGGCAUCAUGA
Messenger RNA from Laetiporus sulphureus 93-53, 1122 nucleotides. Its product is annotated as FAD/NAD(P)-binding domain-containing protein. The record is from RefSeq and is a predicted model, not a curated record. Gene Ontology annotation, molecular function: electron-transferring-flavoprotein dehydrogenase activity; flavin adenine dinucleotide binding. The coding region runs from base 1 to 1122 and encodes 373 amino acids. Gene Ontology annotation, cellular component: cytoplasm. The transcript has 4 exons. NCBI's taxonomy places the organism in Eukaryota, Fungi, Basidiomycota, Agaricomycetes, Polyporales, Laetiporaceae.